UGCAGCUCCUUCGCGGCUGCUGGCUGCCUCUGGAAACCUAAAGGAUGAGCUGAAACUCCGCAGCUGUUACUGUUACCAGCGCUAAUCACUGGGGCUUUGGGUUUGGCCGGAAGCCCCUUUCCCUGCGCCUGGUCCCAGCUCAUUUCCUGUCCGGUUCCGCGCGUCGAGCAGCGACCUGGCUCUGCAGGCAGGCGGCCCAGGCGCCCGGGCCUGUGGUGUCUACCUGAAGAACAUUUUACUUUAAAAGGAAAAGAUGCUAUCUCCAAAUGAUAAAAAGUUAGAAAAGCUGGAUCCAUUUUAUCGACCUUCUAUGUCCAAGCAGAAGACCAGCGCAGAAAUCAUAAGUGAAGCACGAAAUGCAUUAAGAACAGUUGGGACGCAAAGACCAUUUACACCACGGGAAGACCAAAGAAAACUCUUUGGUCCUGCAUCUUCCAGAACACCGGAAAACAGACCUCCUUCUUCCUUCAGCCUCCAUGCAUCCAGUUUUGAGUCAUCUGAGUCCAGGCCCAUCUCUGGUGCUCGUCUCAGUCCACUAGAUUUUAAACCGAAAGCUCCGGCAUCUCCCACCACGGAGGAGGAUCCUUGCCUUGCCUUUCCCAAGCCCCCAGUGGACCCAGCGAAGAUCAGAAGACUAAGCAGUGCCCGGGCUCGCUUAUUCAGGGCGGCCUCCCAGGGGGCCCUGCUGCCCGACAGGACCCUGCCUCCUGCUGAGUCAAAGAAGACGGUGGAACCCGAGGAAACAGUUGUGAUGGGGGACCCUAUGGUGAAAAUAAACGGGAUUUAUUUAACAGAAUCAAGAGCUGUUGGCUGCUUACAGAGUCACCCACUUCAGCUAACUUAUGAUAGAGGCUUCAGUGAAAUCAAGAAGCAAGAAAUGUUCAAAGGGACAACCACCUUGCCAUCUCAUCUCAGAAGUGGAGGGGACCAGGGGAAGAGGCGUUCAAGAGCCUCAUCUUGUUUCAACAGCUCAGACCUGAGCCGACUGGAAACCAGAGCAGCCUCAAAAGCUGACGUGCAAGAAAAGGAGACAGAAAUAGAAGUAGACGAAGUCUUUUGGAAUACAAGGAUCGUACCAAUUUUGCACCAAUUAGAAAAGGAAGAAAACAUUGAAACGAUUUGUGCUGCUUGCACACAACUUCAUCACGCUUUAGAGGAAGGAAACAUGCUUGGAAAUAAAUUUAAGAGAAGAAGUGUUCUCCUGAAGACCCUGUAUAAACUAGUUGAUAUUGGUUCAGACUUGCUCAGCCUUAAACUUGCAAAAAUUAUUCUAGCACUUAAAGUGAGUAGAAAGAAUCUUCUUAAUGUCUGCAAACUUAUAUUUAAAAUUAGCAGGAGUGAGAAGAAUGACUCUCUGAUUGAGAAUGACAGCAUUCUUGAAUCAUUAUUGGAGGUCCUGAGAAGUGAGGAGCUACAGACGAACAUGGAAGCUUUCCUAUACUGUAUGGGGGCUAUCAAGUUCAUUUCUGGAAAUCCACGAUUUCUCAAUGAAAUGAUCAGCAAAGGUGCUGUGGAAAUAUUGAUGAAUUUGAUCAAGCAGAUAAACGACGACACCAAGAAAUGUGGCACCUGCUUGCCUAACUCAGGCCACUUACUAGUCCAAAUGACGGCUACACUCAGAAACUUGGCUGAUUCACCACUAGCAAGAAGUAAGUUGCUGAGCAUCAGUGCCCUUCCCCAGCUCUGCAUGGUGAUGGGACAAUACAUGGCUGACAAGGAUGUCUGCACCAAUAUUGCCAGAAUAUUCAGCAAACUUACUUCUUACCAUGACUGCUGUGUAGCCUUGGCCAACUACUCCAGAUGUUACGCCUUGUUUUUGAAACUGAUAAACAAAUACCAGAAGAAACAGGAUUUGGUCGUCCGCAUUGUCUUUAUUCUCGGCAACUUGACGGCGAAAAAUAACCAGGCUCGGGAACAGUUUUCCAAAGAGAGGGGGAGCAUCCCGACCCUGCUGGCGUUGUUCCAUGCAUUCUACAAACUGGACCUGUGUGCGGAGAAGCCGAUGGCGGGAGCGGAGGAGCCCCAGACGCCCAGGCCGCGGGCCCAGGCGGAGGACGUGCUCAUCAAGCUGACCCGGGUGCUCGCCAACUUAGCCAUCCACCCUGGCAUCGGCCCUGCGCUGGCCGCCAACCCGCACGCCGUGGGCCUGCUGCUCACCACUCUGGAAUACAAGUCAAUUGAGGAUUGUGAGGAGCUGGUGAUCAAUACUACAGCCACAAUCAACAACUUAUCUUACUACCAAGUGAAGAAUUCUGUAAUUCAGGACAAAAAGCUAUAUAUUGCUGAAUUGCUCAUAAAGCUUCUUGUGAGUAAUAACAUGGAUGGAAUCCUAGAGGCUGUGCGUGUUUUUGGAAACCUCUCCCAGGACCAUGACAUCUGCGAUUUCAUUGUGCAGAAAAAUGUUCACAAGUUCAUGAUUGCCCUGCUGGAUGCCAAGCAUCAGGAUAUUUGCUUUUCUGCCUGUGGCGUUCUCCUAAAUCUCACUGUGGAUAAAGAAAAGCGUGCCAUCCUAAAAGAAGGAGGGGGCAUUAAAAAGUUGGUGAAUUGUUUAAGACAUUUUGGUCCCACCGAUUGGCAGCUGGCCUGCUUGGUUUGCAAAACUUUAUGGAACUUCAGUGAAAAUAUCACCAAUGCUUCAUCGUGUUUUGGAGAUGAGGACACCAACACGCUCUUAGUCCUGCUGCCAUCAUUUUUAGAUGAAGAACUAGCACUGGAUGGCAGUUUUGACCAAGACCUAAAAAGCUAUCACAAACUCCAGUGGGAAACAGAAUUCAAACCUGUGGCACAGCAGCUUCUAAACCGAAUUCAGAGUCAUCACACUUUCCUGGAACCCCUGUCUGUUCCUUCUUUCUAACACGACGCAGCUUCACAGAAACAGGAAGUCAGGUCUCCUUCAUUCUUAAGCAGUGGUAACAAGCACAAACAUUUGUUUCUUGGUAUUGACAAAUACUGAAAGUUUUUCAGAUACUGAUUAGGGAGUAGUCUAAGGUUUUUAGAAGAAAGAAGCAAUUUUUUUUCUCAUUAGGUAUUAUGGAAAAAUGAACAUAAAUGUACUUUCUGUUAUGAGAAAUGUAAGAUGAAAAUAUAUCCAUGGGUUUUCUAAGUAAAUGACUUUUUCUUCUGUUCUCUAGUCAGUACUUCAGUUCUAAUCUUAAAAUCCCGACUGAACAAUUCUUGAAGUGUUUAUCUGUUCUGUAGUUAAGUGAGCUGUGCAAUGAAAUUAGAUUUUUGUAUAUAGGAGGAAUGGUGGUCAAUGCUAUGAGGAACACAUUCCUACAUAAACAUCCAUACUAAUUCUUGUAUCCUCUAAGAAUAACUUUCUGGUUAUGACUAGUAUUUUUCUGGUUCUCCAAUUAAGAGCAAGAGUAAGCCAGAACAUUUAGAAAAGACUUCUUUGGGCAAUAAAUAAAUAAGUAAAUAAAUAAGUAAAAUAGAUGGGAAAGGGAGUAUUUUAGCUCUUUCUUCUCACUUGAAAUAAAAUGACUAGACCAGAUAGUCCUUCUAAUUGUAAAUUUCUGGGACUAAGAGGUGACGUAAUGUCCUAUCAAAGGGACUAAGCUCAGGCAUAUGGCAGAGCUCAGUUUGAAUCCUAGUUAUCUCCUGCUUCGGCCUUGGGCAAGCAGCUUAAUUUCUUUAGCUUCAACUGUAAAAUAAGAAUAGUUGAUUAUAGUUCAGUUUGGAAAAAAAACAUUAAAUGGGCAAAUUGCCUAGUACAGUGUCUGAUGUGGUUAGUAGGUGCCCAAUGAAUGAUAACAUUAGGACGGUAAUGAGUUUAUUAGUCUGCCAUUCUUUGCAGGGUAAGUUUGGCCUUUGAAUGUAUGACAAAAGCCAAAGAAACUGAGAUGGCCAUUAUCCUAUAUUAGCCAAGUGAGGAUUUGGAAAUAAAAGGAGAUGUACUACUCUGCUUGGAGAAAAGCUGUUAUUAAUGGCUCCUCACCUUACAAAAUGCCAAAACAAAUGGGAAGAAAGCAGAUACCCCAGACCGAAGCCCGGAAUGGCUUUCAAAGGCCAUUAGAAAAUACCUAAAUUUCCAGGAAGAAAUAAACUUUCCUAGGGCCCUUCUAAUCUAGGGCUUGUCUCUGACAAGGGCUCAGCACAAUCCCAUGGGGCCAUGCCUUAUUGUAGAGUGUGAUGGGCUCAUCUCUCAAAACCAUUUAAGGAUCUAAGUCUUUAAAA
Lontra canadensis (Northern American river otter) is the source of this 4176-nucleotide messenger RNA. RefSeq names its product armadillo repeat containing 2 (gene ARMC2). The record is from RefSeq and is a predicted model, not a curated record. The coding region runs from base 254 to 2854 and encodes 866 amino acids. Gene Ontology annotation, biological process: sperm axoneme assembly; cilium organization. Lineage: Eukaryota; Metazoa; Chordata; Mammalia; Carnivora; Mustelidae. The transcript is spliced from 18 exons. Gene Ontology annotation, molecular function: protein binding.